AUGGCUGAUUAUGGCUUCUUACUGUGCAUAAGCGAGGAUGCUCGCAGGGUUGAGGCUCUCAAUGAGUACUUGAGCAGUCGCAGUUACCUGGCCGGCUAUGGGCCUUCGCAGGCAGACACAGAAGCCUUUUCGCUUCUCUGUGGGCCCCCACCCGAUCAGCAUGUCCAUGCCCUGCGCUGGUACAAACACAUAGCCACCCUGAAGCCCCAAAUGAAUGACCAGACCCCAGAAUGCAGCACAAAGGGAAAACGGGUGCAGCCACCUUGGUCUCCACCAAAAGGAACAGACAUUUCAAAGCUGUGUCUCUACAACAGCCUCACAAGAACCAAGGAGGUGUUUGUACCACAAAGAGGGAACAGGGUUUUGUGGUACUGCUGCGGCCCUACAGUGUAUGAUGCUUCUCACAUGGGUCAUGCCAGAUCCUACAUUUCUUUUGAUAUCCUUCGGAGGAUUCUGAAGAACUAUUUCAAAUAUGAUGUCUUCUACUGUAUGAACAUCACAGAUAUUGAUGACAAAAUCAUCAAAAGAGCCCGACAGAACUACCUGCUGGAGCAAUAUAGAGAGAAGAAGCCAAGUGCCUCUGAGAUACUGCAGGACGUGUUCACAGCCAUAGAGCCCUUUAAAGCGAAGCUUGCUGAGACUACAGACCCAGAUAAAAAGCAGAUGCUGGAGAGAUUGGAUGCAGCAGUGAAUGCUGCCCUGGGUCCCUUGCAGGUGGCAGUGCAGAGCAAAGCUGCAGAUGCAUCAAUUCAGAAUCAGGCAGAGGUUUUAUUGGAGGAAGCCAAGGAUCUUUUGUCAGAUUGGUUGGACUCCCAGUUUGGUAGCCAAGUGACCGAAAACUCAAUCUUCUCUUUGUUGCCGAAAUACUGGGAGGGAGAAUUUCAUAAAGACAUGGCAGCUCUGAAUGUCCUCCCUCCUGAUGUUCUCACACGGGUCAGUGAGUACGUGCCAGAGAUCGUGGCAUUUGUCAGAAGGAUUGUGGACAACAGUUAUGGAUACGAAUCAAAUGGAUCAGUAUAUUUUGACACGGCAAAGUUUGACGCCUGCCCUUCUCACUCUUAUGCCAAACUGGUACCAGAGGCCGUUGGUGAUCAGAAGGCUCUUCAAGAGGGAGAAGGAGACUUGAGUAUCUCAGCAGACAGACUCAGUGAAAAGAGAUCACAGAAUGACUUUGCAUUGUGGAAAGCCUCCAAGCCUGGAGAACCAUCCUGGGACUCCCCCUGGGGAAAGGGAAGACCUGGAUGGCAUAUUGAGUGUUCAGCCAUGGCUGGAUCCAUAUUGGGAGAGUCUAUGGAUAUCCACGGAGGAGGAUUCGACUUGCGUUUUCCUCAUCAUGACAAUGAGUUGGCGCAGUCUGAGGCCUACUUUGAGAAUGAUCACUGGGUGCGGUAUUUCUUGCACACAGGUCACCUGACCAUCGCUGGAUGCAAGAUGUCUAAAUCUCUAAAGAACUUUAUUACUAUUAAAGAUGCCCUGGCUAAACAUUCAGCUAGGCAGCUUCGUUUGGCCUUUCUCAUGCACUCAUGGAAAGACACGUUGGAUUACUCCAAUAACACUAUGGAGUCGGCCAUCCAGUAUGAGAAGUUCAUAAAUGAGUUCUUCCUAAAUGUAAAAGACAUUCUUAGGAGCCCUACUGACAUCACUGGCCAGUUUGAGAAAUGGGAAGCUGAGGAGAUUGAACUGAAUAAAAGUUUCAAUGAGAAGAAAGCAUCAGUACAUGAGGCGCUGUGUGACAACAUAGACACUCGUUCUGCUCUGGAGGAGAUGCGUGCCCUGGUCGGGCAGAGUAACACCUACAUGGCAGCCAGAGGGAGUGCAAAACUGCCACCCAAUCGCAUGCUGCUAGAGAGCAUCGCCCUAUACUUGACCGACAUGCUUAAGACAUUUGGAGCUAUUGAGGGAACUGAGCCCAUUGGUUUCCCUGUUGGUAAAAAUGGACAGAAUGCAGAUCUGGAGAACACAGUCAUGCCCUAUUUGUCAGUGCUGUCAGACUUCAGGGAAGAAGUCAGAAAAAUUGCAAGAGAGAAGAAAGUGACAGAAUUGCUGCAGCUCUGUGAUCUAUUACGUGAUGACACUUUACCCGAGUUGGGUGUCCGACUGGAGGAUCGUGAUGGACUUCCCACAGGGGUAAAGCUGGUGGACAAAGAGACGCUGCUGAAGGAAAGAGAGGAGAAGAAAAAGUUGGAAGAGGAAAAGAAAAAGAAAAAAGAGGAGGCUGCCAGGAAAAAACAAGAACAAGAGAUGGCAAAGCUGGCAAAAAUGAAGGUUAAACCCAGUGAGAUGUUCCGAUCUGAGACUGACAAGUACUCCAGCUUUGAUGAAAUGGGCUUCCCAACACAUGAUGCUGAGGGGAAGGAGCUCAGUAAGGGACUGACCAAAAAGCUUCGCAAGCUUUAUGAGGCCCAAGAGAAGCUGUACAAUGAAUAACUCCAAUCAACCCAGAACGGAAGCUGAGAAUAUGACGCAUUGAGUCUGGUGUGACUUGUGAUCCGCCCAUAAUGUCUGUUGUAAACUUGUCUUCUUGUGUUUGUAAAAAGGCAGCAAGAUUUAAAGAUUUAAUUGAUGAGUUUUGGCUCAAACUUUGGCAAAGUUUUGCUACAAGUCCUUCUGAUCGUGAUUAGAAGGUUAUCAUUUUCCUGAUGUUUUGCAAACAAGACUAUAGCGAAAGGUAUUUUAUGACUUGAUAAUAAGGGUAUAGACUUUAUAGUAUGUGCUUUUAACACACAUAGAACAAAGAUGUGAGGAUAUAUUAAUCUUUCUACUGUGGAUUAUGAUGGUUAAUUAGAGUUAUGUAAGAAGGAUUGCUCAGACAUUUAAAAGGAUAGUUCACCCAAAAUGUUUUAUUCUCUCAUCAUUUGCUCAUCCUCAUGCCAUCCCAGAUGUGUAUGACUUUCUUCUGUUGAUCACAAACAAAUAUAUUUAGAAGAAUGUUACAGCUCUGUAGGUCCAUUCAAUUCAAAUCAACAGGGUCCAAAUCUUUGAAGCUCAAAAAGCAUAAGCAUGUGAUUCUCACCUUCACCUAUCAUAUCGCUUCAGAAGACAUGGAUUUAACCACUGGAGUCGGAUGGAUUACUUUUAUGCUGCAUUUAUAUGCUUUUUUGAGCUUCAAAGUUCUGGCCACCAUUCACUUGCAUUGAAUGGACCAACAGAGCUGAAAUAUUUGUGUUCGGCAGAAGAAAUAAAGUCAUACACAUCUGGGAUGGCACGAGGGUGAGUAAACUAUGAGAAAAUUUUCAUUUUUGGGUGAACUAUCCCUCUAAUGUUUUCAAUAUUGAUUCAAUAAUGGCUUUUAUAAAACCUGGCUGUUCAAGUAGGCACUUUUCUGAAGCAAUGUUUACACAUCAGCCAAUGAUAUAUAUGAUUCCCCCAGAAUCAAAGUUUCUCAAAUGAAACAGGAAUGAAGGAACCAAAGGUUUGCAGGUUAACCGCAAAAGGAAAUGCAGAGGCACACAUAGGAGAACCAGUCAUUGUUAGUAUUAACAUACUCUUUAUAAGAACAUGAAGAACCAAAAUAAAAAAGGAUUUUGAAUAAUGUA
This is a messenger RNA of Myxocyprinus asiaticus (Chinese sucker), 3536 nucleotides long. Its product is annotated as cysteine--tRNA ligase, cytoplasmic-like. Lineage: Eukaryota; Metazoa; Chordata; Actinopteri; Cypriniformes; Catostomidae. The record is from RefSeq and is a predicted model, not a curated record. Gene Ontology annotation, cellular component: cytoplasm. Bases 1 to 2427 code for a protein of 808 amino acids. Gene Ontology annotation, biological process: cysteinyl-tRNA aminoacylation. Gene Ontology annotation, molecular function: cysteine-tRNA ligase activity; ATP binding. The transcript is spliced from 22 exons.